UGUAACAUAACAUGUUCAUUUGUGACACACCUUGUUACGUGUGCCAGGGCACACCUAAAUAUUUGCGUGAGUGCUGUGCCAUUACUUACCACCCAAAUCAUCGUGGGUGCUCUCAACAGUCAACACUACUGUGAGCUCUGAAAAAAGUUCACACCGCUUUCAUAUCUGUAAUGUCACCAUCUUCAAUCUUCAUCUCUGCCUAAAAACAAAAGGACAAAAGCAAAAGGGCCCGCAAAAUAGCUUCAACCAUCACACCAAGAACCCGGAAAAUGUCACUUCCGACCAGCGAAGCCGAGCCCAUGACCCGGCCGGCCGGCGCCACCGAGCACAGCUGGUGCCGGGCCGUCCCCGGCGGCACCGGCAUCACCGCCGUCGCCCUCCUCCUCUCCAAACCCCCCAACUCCCAAAUUUACCAAAACGCCCUCCGCAAGCUCCAGAUUUCCCACCCAAUCCUCAACUCCAAGCUCCACUUCGAUCCGCCCUCCAGCUCCUUCUCCUACCGCGCGCCGCCGUCGCCACACCUCGAAAUCCUUCAAUUCGAUCCGCAAUCGACGGCGGAGAUCCUCCGCUCCGGCUUCACCGAGGAGGAGCGCGGCUCAAUCCCCCCGCUGCACCUCAUUCUCGAGCACGAGCUCAACACCAACCCGUGGCAAAACCAAAAUCAAAACCAGAAUCCCGACCCUAAAUCCGACGUCGAUGUUUUCUUCGCCAGCCUGUACGAUUUGGGGGAGGAGGGGAAGUGGGUUUUGGCUCUCAGGCUCCACACGUCGGUGUGCGACCGGACUUCAGCGGCGGCACUGCUAGAGGACCUGCUGGGAACGAUGGUGGGAGGGGCAGAAUUGGAAAUGGAGAAAGUGCCGGAGCUUGGUUUGGCGAUUGAGGAUUGUAUCCCGAGCGGGCUGGGGAACAAGCCCUUUUGGGCCCGAGGGGUGGAUAUGUUGGGCUAUUCGUUGAACUCAUUCAGGCUGGCGAACUUGGAGUUUAAGGAUACUGUCUCGCCGAGGAUGUCCCGUGUCGCUAGGCUGCAGAUGGAUGAAGGAGAAACUGGCCGUGUUCUAUCUAGUUGUGAGAGUAAAGGGAUAAAACUAUGUGCUCUAUUAGCGGCAGCAGGAUUAAUCGUGUCACGUUCUUCGAAAGGGAUUCCCGAAGAUCAAUGGGAAAAGUAUGCAGUCGUGACACUCAUGGACUGCCGAUCGAUACUUGAUCCUGUGCUUAGUAGCCAUCAUAUUGGCUUUUACCACUCUGCAAUCCUCAACACCCAUGACGUCAAGGGGGAAGACAAAUUGUGGGACCUCGCGAAACGAGUCCACUCAUCCUUCACAAGCGCCAAGGACAAGAAUAAGCACUUUUCAGACAUGGCGGACCUCAACUUCUUGAUGUGCAAGGCAAUCGAGAAUCCCGGUUUGACACCUUCGGCAUCUCUCAGGACUUCACUGAUAUCCGUUUUCGAGGACCCUAUGAUCGACAAUCACUCGGAAAAGCUUCGUGAUGCCAUCGGGCUUGAGGAUUUUAUUGGGUGUGCCUCGACCCAUGGUGUGGGCCCGUCCAUCGCAAUAUUCGACACGAUAAGGAACGGGAGUUUGGACUGUGCGUGCGUGUAUCCGUACCCGCUGCAUUCGAGGGAGCAGAUGAGUGAGGUCAUUGUAAAGCUCAAUGCCAACCGUUUGGUAAUUGGGACCCUCCGUGGAUUUGAUCAGUUCAUGAACCUGGUGAUUGACAACACUGUGGAAGUCAAUGGGAAUGAGAAAACCGACAUAGGCAUGGUGGUCAUCAGGGGUAACAGUGUGGUCACUGUUGAAGCACUCGAGCCAGUUGCUAGAGCUCAAUGA
Striga asiatica is the source of this 1829-nucleotide messenger RNA. The record is from the annotation of a GenBank genome assembly. Lineage: Eukaryota; Viridiplantae; Streptophyta; Magnoliopsida; Lamiales; Orobanchaceae.